This is a messenger RNA of Trichoderma aggressivum f. europaeum, 1323 nucleotides long. RefSeq lists its product as uncharacterized. Gene Ontology annotation, cellular component: actin cortical patch; Arp2/3 protein complex. NCBI's taxonomy places the organism in Eukaryota, Fungi, Ascomycota, Sordariomycetes, Hypocreales, Hypocreaceae. The coding region runs from base 1 to 1323 and encodes 440 amino acids. Gene Ontology annotation, molecular function: actin filament binding. The record is from RefSeq and is a predicted model, not a curated record. Gene Ontology annotation, biological process: Arp2/3 complex-mediated actin nucleation. The transcript is spliced from 6 exons.
AUGGCGAACCAAACUCCCGCCGUUGUCAUGGACAACGGCACGGGCUUCUCCAAGCUAGGUUUUGCCGGAAAUGAUUCCCCUUCGUUCGUCUUCCCUACCGCCAUUGCGACCAAGGCCGGAGCUGGUGGGGGCGCCGGAGGAUCAGGAUCGGGUCGUCCCUCCGUUGCCAACAAGCCCUCGUUCCUUACCGGAGGAGCUGGUCCCAGCGGCCACCUCAACUCAAAGCGCGGAACAGAGGACUUGGACUACUACAUUGGCGAUGAGGCCAUUAGCGCCGCGGCCGGGCCCGGAUAUGGCCUCCACUAUCCCAUCCGCCACGGUCAGAUUGAGAACUGGGAUCAUAUGGAGCGGUUUUGGUCAAAUUCUAUCUUCAAGUAUCUGCGAGUCGAGCCCGAAGACCACUACUUCCUUCUCACCGAGCCUCCGCUGAACCCUCCCGAAAACCGAGAAAACACGGCCGAGAUCUUCUUUGAGUCUUUCAACUGUGCCGGAAUGUACAUUGCCGUGCAGGCCGUCCUUGCCCUCGCGGCGUCGUGGACCUCAUCCAAGGUCUCGGAUCGAUCGCUGACCGGUACCGUCAUCGACUCUGGUGAUGGUGUUACCCACGUCAUCCCCGUGGCCGAGGGCUAUGUCAUUGGGUCUUCGAUCAAGUCGAUUCCCGUUGCCGGCAGAGACAUUACGUACUUUGUCCAGUCUCUUCUCCGAGACCGCGGCGAGCCCGAUUCGUCCCUCAAGACAGCCCAGGAGAUCAAGGAAGAGUACUGCUACGUCUGCCCCGACAUUGUCAAGGAAUUCGCCCGAUACGAUCGCGACCGCAGCCGCUUUGCCAAGCACGUAGUGACCCAGCCCGGUGGCCGCCAGGUUACCGUCGAUGUCGGUUACGAACGGUUCCUGGCACCCGAGAUCUUCUUCAACCCCGAGAUCUACACGUCCGAUUUCCUGACCCCGCUGCCCGUGGUUGUGGAUGGCGUCAUUCAGCAGUCCCCAAUUGACGUUCGACGAGGUCUAUACAAGAACAUUGUGCUCUCUGGUGGAAGCACCCUCUACAAGGACUUUGGAAGACGAUUGCAGCGAGAUAUCAAGCUGCUUGUGGAUGCCAGAAUCCAGGCCAGCGAGCAGCGCAGCGGCGGCGCCCGCAGCGGUGGACUCGACGUCCAGGUUAUUACACACAAGAGACAGCGACACGGCCCCUGGUUCGGCGGCAGUCUGCUCGGUCAGACUCCCGAGUUCCGAUCUUACUGCCACACCAAGGCAGAGUACCAAGAAUACGGACCUAGCAUUGUGCGAAGAUUUGCUCUUCUUGGUGGCCCCGGCGGUUCAUAG